CGCAUUGGUUGGUUGUGUUUAUUAUCAGUCUCGCACAAAAAAGGCAAAAAAUAAAAAUAAAAUUAGAAAAAAAUUCUAACAAGAUUAUUUUAUCACUUCACCUGCGAGAUCAUAAAUUGUCGUUAUGUAUUCAGCAGUUAGUCGUGUUCGGUGUACUGCAGGACGAGCAAUUCUCAGUCAAUUUACGCGAGGAUGUGCAACGGUCCAAGAGCCUUCAGGGCCUGCGAUGAAAACGGAAUGCCCGGGACCAAAAACGAAGCAAUUGACGAAAGAAAUGGAUCCCAUUCAUAACGCCCAAUCCAUUCAAUUUUUCGUCGAUUACGACAAAUCGCAGGGAAAUUACAUCGUUGAUGUCGAUGGAAACGUGAUGCUCGACAUCUACACACAAAUCUCGUCUGUUCCCUUGGGUUACAAUCAUCCCGAAAUGUUGAAAGUCUUCAAAAAUGAUCAUAAUUUGAAGAGUUUGGUAAAUCGCCCUGCUUUGGGAAUUCUCCCUGGAAGCGAUUGGCCUGCUAAAUUACAAUCGACAUUGAUGUCUGUCGCUCCAAAAGGCUUAAACAUGGUUACAACGAUGAUGUGUGGCUCAUGCUCGAACGAAAAUGCAUAUAAAGCGAUUUGUAUGUGGUAUCAAAAAAAUCGCAAAGGUCGUGUCGAUUUUACGCCCGAAGAAAUGGAAUCUUGCAUGAAAAAUGUUCCUCCAGGAUCUCCCGAUUUGAGUCUUUUGUCGUUCCAAGGAGGAUUUCACGGUCGAACUUUUGGGGCUUUAACGACAACGCAUUCGAAAUAUGUUCACAAAAUCGACGUUCCAAGUUUCGAUUGGCCAUUUGCUUCAUUUCCCGUUUACAAAUAUCCUUUGGAAGAGAAUGUUGCUUACAAUCAAGCACAAGACAAAAAAUGUUUGGCUGAAGUCGAAGAUUUGAUCGAAAAAUAUGCGAAAAAGGGAAAACCCGUUGCCGGAGUUGUUGUUGAACCUAUUCAAAGUGAGGGAGGAGACAAUGAAGCUUCGCCGGAAUUCUUCCAAGAAUUGCAACGCAUCGCAAAACGACAUAAUGCAGCAUUAUUGAUCGAUGAAGUUCAAACAGGCGGAGGACCAACAGGCAAAUUUUGGUGUCACGAACACUUCAACCUCGAUUCUCCCCCCGAUGUCGUAACAUUCAGCAAGAAAAUGCAACUUGGCGGAUAUUAUCACAAUUUGGAUAUGCGCCCCGCACAAGGAUAUCGCAUUUUCAAUACAUGGAUGGGAGAUCCAGGCAAACUGCUUUUGCUCGAAGCUGUACUGAAUGUUGUCAAGCGUGAAAAUCUUCUCGAUCGCGUCAACAAAUCUGGCGCAAAAUUGAAAUCAGGAUUGUUAGCUGCCGAAAAAGAAUUUCCCGCAAUUCUUAAUUCGACACGUGGGCGAGGAACAUUCUUGGCUAUCAAUUGCAAAGAUACCAAAACUCGCGAUAAUAUUGUUCAUCGUUUGCGUCAAAAAGGUAUUCAAUCAGGCGGAUGCGGCGAUCUUGCUAUUCGUUUCCGACCCGCAUUAAUCUUUGACGAGAAACAUGCCGACAUCUUCCUUGAUCGUUUCAGACAAGUUUUGAAGGAAUUGUAAAGAAGCAUUUUUUUAACGAAAAAAAAACAGUAGAAUUGCAUUUCAUAACAGAACAUAAGAUAGAUGCUCAAAUCGUCGCUCAAAUUUAAAUCUAUUACAGUUAAUUAAGUUUAAUUUAUAAACAACGACUAUACAUUACAAUUUCUACAGAUGGUGCGAGAAACGAGAUUCAAUCCAAUUGAAACAAUUGAAUGUGUCGUGUAUAGUUGUGACACAGUUUUUAUUUUUUAAUGAAAUCAAUAUAUUUUUGUUAUUUUUCCAUUUGAAAACACAGAACAAGUAUUAUGAUAAUUUAGCUUUUGACCAAAUGAAGUUCAAGGUUACCAUAGAAAAUCACCAAAGCGCAUAAUUCCAUUUGAAUUGCAUUUACAGUACCAAAGAUACGAAAAAUAUAUAAAAGCCUUUGACAGCAAAGAGUCUUCCAUUGAUGUUACAAUGUUUAAAAUUAAUGUUGUUUCGAUGUUUUAACAAAAAAAUCAACCAAAGAAGUGCAAAAUUUACUUUAAGUUGAUUCAAACUGUUAUAAUUUGCCAAUAUGAAUAAAGUAAGA
Culicoides brevitarsis is the source of this 2141-nucleotide messenger RNA. It is a transcript of the gene Gabat, whose product is annotated as 4-aminobutyrate aminotransferase, mitochondrial. The coding region runs from base 125 to 1591 and encodes 488 amino acids. Gene Ontology annotation, biological process: GABA catabolic process. The record is from RefSeq and is a predicted model, not a curated record. Lineage: Eukaryota; Metazoa; Arthropoda; Insecta; Diptera; Ceratopogonidae. Gene Ontology annotation, molecular function: pyridoxal phosphate binding. Gene Ontology annotation, cellular component: mitochondrion. The transcript has 2 exons.